This is a messenger RNA of Oppiella nova, 342 nucleotides long. The record is from the annotation of a GenBank genome assembly. NCBI's taxonomy places the organism in Eukaryota, Metazoa, Arthropoda, Arachnida, Sarcoptiformes, Oppiidae.
CAAUUUGAAAACACAAUUAAAGUCUUCGCGUGUUAUUUGUGUCCAUUGAUAUACACGAGUGAUAAUCGGAUCCAUUCGGUGAUAAUAUAUACGAUAUACUGAUUGGUGGUAAUCAUGAGUACGUUGGAGGACAAGAUAUUGGGCGAGAAAUUGCAUUACUAUUGCAGUAGUAGUGAGGAUGAGGACAAUGAGGACAUCGAUGGUAACGAAGACAAUAAUAAGACGAAGAGCGCUGCGGACGCCGAUCACGUGAACUCCAAUGUGACCGCCGAUGGCGACCGCCACUGGAACCGAUGGGGCGGCAACUCAUGCAAUACGGGACCUAAAGGUGUGAUCAAAGAC